AUGCUUGGGUAUGCACUCAAUGGCUCGCCUCCUGGGGAUGUGGUAGUUGCGGUCGGCGUUAUUCUUCUUGCUGGCUAUGUGCUGCAGUUCGCUUUUGCAGUUGGGUCCAAGUUGCCAUUGAUCAACCAAAACUCCAUUUUGGAUUUUGGAAGCAUGAAGUCUCGUCGUUCCUACGUCACUGGUGCGGCGGAUCUGAUCAAGUCCGGGUUUGCUAAGUCUGCCAAGGGGUUCCGGCUAGUCACAGACAAUGGAUGCCAGGUUGUACUCCCACCGAGAUAUCUCAAUGAGAUUCGAAAUCAUCCCGACAUGAGCCGUGACAAGGCAUCCGCGAAGGAGUUACAUUCCCAUCUUCCCGGCUUCGAGCCAUUUCGUGAAGGAUCAAAAGAUGAGCGAAUCAUGCACGAUGUCGUGCUGACGAAACUGACACGCAAACUGGGGCGUGUCACGGAGGAUCUCUCAAAGGAGACUGCCGAGGUGGUUCGAAAAUACUGGACUGAUGAGAAGGAAUGGCACGCCUUAUCUCUUCGAUCUACCAUCACUCCGAUGCUAGCCCAAAUGUCCUCCAGAGUAUUCUUGGGUGAACUUCUGUGUCGAGACCCCGACUGGCUCCAUAUCACCAUCAACUAUGCCGUCCAUGUGAUUCGCGCGACCGACGAAUUGCGACAAUGGCCAAAGAUGCUGCGACCUUUCGUGAAUCGGGUGCUCCCUUCGUGCCGAAUGAUUCGAUCGGAUAUGAAGCAGGCUCUUGGCCUAAUCACACCAAUCCUGAACAAGAGACGGGCCGACAGAGAAGCUGCCAUCAAGGCAGGAAACCCCCCAACGCAAUACAAUGAUGCUAUUGACUGGAUGGAGGAUGUUGCCAAAGGUCGCCCAUACAACCCAGCCAUCUCACAGCUUCUGCUUUCCAUGGCUGCUAUUCAUACCUCGGCGGACAUGCUGACACAGAUUCUGUUCGACAUCGCUGCCCAGCCGGAACUGGUCAAGGAUUUGCGAGAGGAGAUAAUAACUGUGACACGCGAGAAUGGUUGGAAUAAGAUCUCAUUGUAUAAGUUGGUGCUCAUGGACAGUACAAUCAAGGAAAGCCAACGACUGAAGCCCGUCGCAAUCACGCCAAUGCGCCGUCUUACCACCACCGAUGUUGAGUUAUCAGACGGAGUCUUCAUCCCCAAAGACACCACCAUCUUGGUCUCCGCGAAUAGCAUGUGGGACGAGAAGAACUACGAAAACCCAGAAAAGUUCGAUGGCUAUCGUUUCCUCAAAAUGCGUGAUGUUCCCGGACAACAGACUGCUGCUCAACUGGUUGCGCCUUCUCCAAUUCACUUGGGCUGGGGCUUCGGGCAGCAUGCCUGUCCCGGAAGAUUCUUUGCUGCCAACGAAAUGAAAAUUGCUCUUUGCCAAAUCCUUCUCAAAUAUGACAUCAAGCUUGAUGAGGCACGUCUACCACAAGUCAGGCGAUUUGGAGUAUCUAUGACUGCUGAUUCGACCGCAAAUCUGCUCAUUCGAAGACGACAAGAGGAGGUGUCCCCGGAAGAUUUAGGAUGUCAAGUCUAA
This is a messenger RNA of Penicillium mononematosum, 1551 nucleotides long. Its product is annotated as cytochrome P450. The coding region runs from base 1 to 1551 and encodes 516 amino acids. Gene Ontology annotation, molecular function: heme binding; iron ion binding; monooxygenase activity. The record is from RefSeq and is a predicted model, not a curated record. NCBI's taxonomy places the organism in Eukaryota, Fungi, Ascomycota, Eurotiomycetes, Eurotiales, Aspergillaceae. The transcript has 5 exons.